Messenger RNA from Schistosoma curassoni, 1544 nucleotides. The record is from the annotation of a GenBank genome assembly. NCBI's taxonomy places the organism in Eukaryota, Metazoa, Platyhelminthes, Trematoda, Strigeidida, Schistosomatidae.
AUGGCUGAUGAGAAGCCACGAAGAAAACUAAUUUUACAUUUUGAUGCCAGGAAUACUUUGUUUCUGUCAGAUAAAAGUUAUCGUUUCACUAUUGAAGAGGCACUGAACAGUUACAUUUCUGGAAUUGUAUGGGGUCAAUUAAAAGAAAAAUCUGAAAAAAAUGAAAGUAAUGAUGUACAAAACAAUUCGGAAACUAUCUUACCAAUGGAUUGUAAUCAAGAUCAUUCAAGUGAUAUGAUUGAAAUAAAUGAAAGUCAAAGUGAAAGUAUAAAACCUGUAAAGUAUCAAGUUCUUAACGAAAUGAAUCCAAAUCUAUAUCAUGAAGUUAACUCUUGUAAAACAACAAUAACCACCCCCACAACAACAACAACAACAAAAACAAUCACAACUCCAAUGGAUACUCGUCAACCAUAUGAAGGUGAAAAUUUUGAAAAUUUAACAUCAAAUGAAUUAGCUAAUUUUAAAUCAACAUUAGCAUGUUGGAAUCGUUUACCAAUACCAUUAUGUAUUAAACAACCACAACCAAAUGCAAUAAGUAUAUAUAAAUUAUUAGAGAAACAAAUUGUUAAAAUAACAUCUGAUAGAGGUAGAAUAAGAAGAUAUUUAGGUAAUUUUACUCAAACACCAGAAGGUUUACCAUAUCGUAAUUUAUUUAAUGAAUAUUUAGAAAUGUUAAAAUUAACACCAAUUGAAUCUAUUAAUUCACCAUAUUGUUUAUGUGUAAAUAGUGGAAAUAUUAAUAAUCACCAUGGCAACAACAAUAAUAAUAAUAAUAAUAAUAAUAAUAAUAAUGAUCAUAUAAAUAAGAAUGAAGAUAAUCAUUAUUAUCAUUAUUUAAUGCCAGCUUUUUAUCGUUUAUUAACAUGGCUUAUUGAAACCAAUCGUCAAUUUGCUAUAUUUAUACGUACCUAUGGUAAAGAUGGUGAACAUAUUUUAUCAGCUAUUGAAGCAUAUAUUCAUGGUAAACAUUCACAAGAGAAAGCACCAUUCAAUGCUAAACAAUAUAUAUCAAUUGAUUAUACUAAAUGGUAUUUAAAACGUUCUGAUCAUGAACCAUUAUUUCAAUUUAUUAAAGAAAUUCCAAAUAAAGAUCUAUUAGAUCCUAAUAAACAAUUUAUUAAUAUAUCAAAUAAUCCUAAUGAAAUUUAUCAAAUAUGGUCAAAACAAAUUGGUGUACUUCAUGUUAUAGAUGAUUUCAAUUAUUGGAAAUCACAUAAUUAUCAUUAUAAAUCAUCGAAACCUUUAUGGUUUAAUCCAUAUGAUCCAUAUAUUCAACAUAUAUUAUUUGAUGAUAAUAUACGAUUUGAAGAAGAUGGUUCUAAUGUCAUUGAUUUAUAUCAACUUAAUACUACUACUACUAGUGGUAGUAGUACUGGUAAUGGUAAUGGUAAUAAUAAUGAUGAUGACAUAACCUCUUCAAAAUCGAAUCAUUAUCAUCAUCUUGAUAAUAAAGAAGCUAUGAAAUGGGAAAAUAUUUAUUAUGUACAAGCGGAUUUAUUAAAUAUAAUUAAAAAUAGAAAUUAUUUUAUUGAAAAAGUUAAUGA